AUGGAAGUACCCAACGACCCAGCUGACAACGGAUACUUUCAGCCUAAUCCUUACACGGACAUCACAGAGAGGAUCCUUGAGAAUCUGAAGGCGGAAUUUGAUUCCACAGAGGGAUGGCAGCUGAUUGGAACUAAGAAUGGAGCUGUCAUGGAGAAGAAAACAGCAAUUGAUGGGUCGGCCAUUCCAGUGGUCCGUGGAAAGGGCACAAUUGAAGGCGUGAAGCCAUAUCAAUUCUAUUCGAUUGUCACUCAUACUGGUGCUCGCCAACACUGGGACCCUCGAUUCGAGGCUGGAUACGCCCUGAAGCGUUACUCCCGACGUGCCUACAAAUUCUACACCAUUCAGAAGGGUUCCUUCCUCGUCCAACCCCGAGACUUUGUUGGCGUCAGUGACACAAUUUUUGAGGAGGAUGGAAGUAUCUACGUUGCGCAGGGCUCCGUUCCUGACGAUGGAGAAACUGGGCCUGUGGAGGGACGCACGCGUGGGACACUCCACUUGGCUGGAUGGUCAAUCAAACCAAAAGGAGAUGGCUCUGAAAUCACGUACAUCGUUCACGUGAAUCCCAAUGGAAGCAUCCCAACUGCCAUAGUAGCAUCUGUGGUUCAGGACACUCCUCUGAGCGUCCCUAACGCCAUCGACUGGUGUCAGAAGGAGGGAAUAAUUCCACACAUCGAACAAUUGGACAUUAAGUCCACUGUACGUAUCGAGUCUUACAGUCACGAGGAUGCGAAAAAGUAUCGUCUUGCUCUUCUUGGCAAGGCUGGAGAUGAAUUCGACAUCCUCGUCGACGAGGAAAAGAAGUAUCCGGACGGCUACAACGUCGAGAAGAUUGGAGAGGGGAUCGAUUAUGUCCAAUUGACGACCUCCAAGGGCAAGGUACAUGCAAAGAUAGGAGAAGGUGCUGACGGGAGGAAAUUCGAGAUCAUUAUUACUACUAAGUGA
Molecule: messenger RNA, 942 nt
Organism: Cantharellus anzutake
Lineage: Eukaryota; Fungi; Basidiomycota; Agaricomycetes; Cantharellales; Hydnaceae
Exons: 4
Coding region: 1-942 (313 amino acids)
Molecular function (GO): lipid binding
Source: RefSeq, a predicted model, not a curated record